GAUUGAUCAUGGACUUGACCUUUGGAGGUGGUUAUAAGAACGAGCAAGAUUCCAUUUUCUACUCUGUCAUCUUCAACCUUUUAUCGCAGCAGUAUUCAAUAAUCAGACAUUAUGAAAUUCACAGUCUUCAUCGCAAGUCUUUGUUUUCUCGGCGCCACGGUUGCCGCACCCAGCCGCAGAGCCUUUAAUCCAGCCCUCAUUCCGCCUACCCAAGUCACACCGGGCAACUCUGCUUGUCAAGGAGACUCGAUUGGUCCGGUAAACCAAAUCCGUAUUCCGUGCCGUUGCCCGCCCUCCGAUGCCCAACUCCGCGCGACAGUCCAACAACAGCACCCAAACAUUCCGCAGGGUCUUGACCUUGAUUCAACGCUGAGCAGAUUCCAGUUGACGUUGGCAUCGUUGCAAACGCUCAAAUGCCCGGCGGCUUCGACGCAGAUCAAGGGCAAACUGGACAAGUUGGGAGCUUUGAAAGCAUCCGGGAGGAACGUUCCUCAGGCGGAAGUUGAGGCUGCCAUUCGUCCGGUUGAAGCAACCUUUUCUCCGGUCUUGGUCGGCGCGGCUGGUCCUGGAUUUAAUGGACAGCGUAAGCAGUAG
Molecule: messenger RNA, 594 nt
Organism: Spizellomyces punctatus DAOM BR117
Lineage: Eukaryota; Fungi; Chytridiomycota; Chytridiomycetes; Spizellomycetales; Spizellomycetaceae
Exons: 1
Coding region: 112-594 (160 amino acids)
Source: RefSeq, a predicted model, not a curated record